This is a messenger RNA of Hibiscus syriacus, 711 nucleotides long. RefSeq lists its product as uncharacterized. The coding region runs from base 1 to 711 and encodes 236 amino acids. The record is from RefSeq and is a predicted model, not a curated record. The transcript is spliced from 3 exons. Lineage: Eukaryota; Viridiplantae; Streptophyta; Magnoliopsida; Malvales; Malvaceae.
AUGAGUGCCAUGCCUAUCGCAUCAGUUUCUUCGACUAUUCCAGCUUCUAGUCAGGGUGGUUCUUCUGGGUUACAACAUUUGCCUACAUGUGAACACUGUGGGAGAUGCCACUUUGGCGAGUGCAUGAAGAAAUUGAGUACUUGCUUUAGAUGUGGGUCUGAUGACCAUCUCUUGAGGGAUUAUCUAGAGCCAGCUACUACCAUUCAGACACUAAUUCGGACUCCCGUUCGUACUCAGAGUACAAUUCAAACUUCAGUAGGGGGUCGUAGUCAGAAGAGAGAAUCUAGAUAUGAUUAUGAUGAGCCUGAUAUGAUUACAUGUACUAUUACUAUUCAUUCAAUUUCAUACUUUGCAUUAUUUGAUAAUGGUUAUACCCAUUCUUAUGUGUCUCGUUCUAUUUCUUGGGGUCUUAAUAUUCCGGUUGAGAAUAUUGAGAGUUCUGUGAUAAUUCAGAGUCUCGUAUACAUGAUGAAGUUACCUUUGGAGGAGUUUAACUUGUUUCUUGUCAUGGGUUGGCUGAACAAGCAUCGAUUUAAUCUCGAUUGUGAGACCAAGAGAGUUAUUCUGAAGACUCCUGAUAACAUGAAGAUUAUGAUGAUCGAGGAACAUCAUGAAUUCCUUAUAAAUGUUGUGUCUUCUUUAGUAGCUAAAAGGAUGAUCAUGAAGGGUUCCAAGGCGUUUCCCGCUUAUAUUUUGGAUACUAGGAGUUGA